Canis lupus familiaris (dog) is the source of this 2679-nucleotide messenger RNA. It is a transcript of the gene ZNF619, whose product is annotated as zinc finger protein 619. The record is from RefSeq and is a predicted model, not a curated record. Gene Ontology annotation, molecular function: DNA-binding transcription repressor activity, RNA polymerase II-specific. NCBI's taxonomy places the organism in Eukaryota, Metazoa, Chordata, Mammalia, Carnivora, Canidae. Gene Ontology annotation, biological process: negative regulation of transcription by RNA polymerase II.
CCGGAGCUCGGGCGGGAGCCGCGGACGCGCCCUCGGCCUCCUGCCCCGCGGCGCUGGCCUGACCCCGGCUCGCGGUUCUUGCUUUUCCAAACAGAGAGGGCAGUGCAUGAAGCCAGGGGUCAUCAGCCAUGCUCCAGACAGUGUGGCCCCAGGGGCCAGUGACCUUUGAGGAUGUGGCCGUGUACUUCCCCCAGAGUCAGUGGACCAGCCUGGACCCCAUGCAGAGGGCCUUGUACCGGGAGGUGAUGCUGGAGAAUUAUGCAAACAUAACUUCCUUGGCAGCAUUUCCAUUCCCCAAACCAGAUCUGAUAUUCCAGCUGGAGCGCGGGGAAGCACCAUGGGGCCUAGAUCCCUGGAUACCCAUUGAGGGAGAGGCCUUGGGAGGUGUCCACCCAGGUGGUAAAAACAAGACUGAGAAUGAGGAGCAAACCCCAAGACUGAACAUUUCCGAAGACUCAGUGGUCCACAGGCUGAUGGUGGAGGGGCUGCUCAGAGAAGCUCCCCAGCCCCCUCACCGUAAGGAUAGCUUAGAGAAGCCACAGCUGUGUGACAUAGGGGAGAAAACAAACAAAGGAGUUUUCACAGACUUGCUGGCCCAGGAUUACAAAUCCUCCAGCAUUGAAAGAGAGGAGACAGUCAGGCAACUAGAAGGAAAUGCUGGUGUCAGCACACAUUUCCUUACACAGCAGGGCCUCCCCAGAGGACAGGCAGUUUAUAAAUGUGGUGCAUGUGGCCGGUAUUUCAGCCAACACUCAGACCUUCUCCAGCAUCAGAGGAUUCAUACUGAUGACCAGCCCUACAAGUGCAAAGAAUGCGGGAAAGCCUUCAGGUAUAACUCAAAACUAUUCCGGCACCAGAAAACCCACACCGGGGAGAAACCUUACUCAUGUCAGGAAUGUGGACAGGCCUUCAGUCAAAAUUCCCACCUCCUUCAGCACCAGAAACUCCACGGUGGAGAGAAGCCCUAUGCAUGUAAGGACUGUGGGAAAGCCUUCAGCUACAACUCAAAACUAAUCCGGCAUCAGCGAAUCCACACUGGGGAGAAACCCUUUAGGUGUAAGGACUGUGGGAAGGCUUUCAGGUGUAGCUAUGACUGCAUUGUCCAUGAGCGAAUUCACACUGGGGAGAAGCCCUACGAAUGUCAGGUGUGUGGGAAAAGUUUCAGUUCAAAUUCAGUCCUCAUUCAGCACCAGCGAAUCCACACCGGAGAGAAACCGUACGAGUGUAAGGAGUGUGGGAAAGCCUUCCGCCGAAGCUCGGUAUUUCUCCAGCACCAGAGGCUCCACACGGGGGAGAAGCUCUACAAAUGCAAAGAGUGCUGGAAAACUUUCAGCUGUAGCUCACGCUUUAUAGUACACCAGCGAAUCCACACUGGGGAGAAGCCCUAUGGCUGCCUGGAGUGUGGGAAAGCAUUCAAUCAGAAGGUAACCCUGGUCCAGCAUCAGCGGCUCCACACAGGGGAGAGGCCUUAUGAGUGCAAGGUGUGCGGGAAAGCCUUCAAGUGGAGCGCAAGUUUCAUUCAGCACCAAAAGUUGCAUGCUCGCAAGAAAGUGGCCCAAGUGACAGGGCCAGCCACACUGGGGCCCCUGUGCCCCUCUUCUAGCUGUCCCCCUCUGCCUGCCCCACAUGUGCACUCUGCCCCCACCGUGCCGGGGGCUAUCUCAGCUUCCCCACACCCCAUGCUCCUUCCUCCCUCCAUGCCUGUCUUUGUGCUGCUCCCCUUGUCUGAAAUGGCCAAUUCUUCACCUGUUCAAAUAGUGCCUUUCUUUCAGGAUCUCACUUCUCCUGGGAAGUCCUCCACUGGGAGCCCGAAUCCUUUGUCCCACUCCCCCUGAGCUCCCUCACAUCCUCCACCACCCACCCACCUAGACUUACCAGUUUCCCUGGGCUCCUGACCAUGUCUGUGUUGUUUCUCCUCCCAUCUUCCCAACUCCAUUUUUAUCCUCACACUGAAGAAAUGGUAGGUGUUGUCCUUUACAGUUUCCAGUUUGGGCCUGUACCAUCAGUCUACUAGAUUUGGUAGAGUUUACAGAACAUUUUGGGGCUUAGGGAGAUGGCAUUCCAAUGGCAUAGCCUGUUGUAAUUCAAGAGACAUGAGACUCAAAGGCCGUGGGAGGAGGUAAUGAGAGAAAGUAUCCAGUGAUUGCUUUCAGAAAUUAAGAGGCUCAUUUGGUGGGGCAGUAGCAAGGCUCACUGUGUGGAAUCUGAGCCUGGAACUUCUUAUUACCUUGGUAAUGACCAUUUGAGGAUCCUGUGUAACUAGGCAAUAGACCGAGGAAAUCACCAGUGAAAAGAAUAUGAAUUGAUGAGUUAGCAUUGGUAGCAAUAAUGUAAAAUCAUGUCUCGAACCUCGUUGGAAGGGGAUGUUUCUGUUUGGGUUCCUUUUCUAUUCCUGUCCACAUCUUUGUUUAAUUUCAGUGCCCACUCAAAUAUGUAGGUAUGAAAAGUGAUUUGGGCCUGUCUAGUAGAGGGCAGGUGCCUGGUUAUAGCCAUCUUUCAGUUAUACAUGGAAUGAACUUGGCAUCAUGCUGGCAAGCCUCUGAGGAAAGGUGAGAAAUCUGACCCUGACUUACUGUAGCUCCUGCUCAGAGGAGAGAUCAUAAUUAAUCAUACACAUACUUGGAUGUAUUCUCACACCUAUUCCACAUCCUCUGAUUAAAUCUGAAUUUAAGUACCUGA